Molecule: messenger RNA, 1611 nt
Organism: Mugil cephalus (flathead mullet)
Lineage: Eukaryota; Metazoa; Chordata; Actinopteri; Mugiliformes; Mugilidae
Exons: 2
Coding region: 237-1607 (456 amino acids)
Source: RefSeq, a predicted model, not a curated record
GUGACAUCAUCGCAUUAGUUAAACAGCCACACAGACUCAGACAGAUACUUAGACAAACGAAUUAUCGAAUUAUCGGCAUAGGCUAGUCAGUUAGUUUCAAAACAGCUAAACAAAUUUAGAUACACGUUUUUUAACUGGUUGUCGACAAUAUUUUCUCGCGUAAUUUCAAGUCACUUACACAAACGUAGAUAAACAAAUAUUCGCUCGUUUAAAUUUUUUAAAAUUUAAUUUGAUCGAUGGCUUCUAAAUCCUCAGAGGAGAUGAAGUCUCAGGGCUUUGAGAAACAUGAAAGUGGGUGUGACUCCCUGCAGGAUAAUGCUAAAAAACGGACUAACAAGAGGAAAGCCAGUCUGGAUCAGGAGUCUGGCAAGAAAAGAAAGAGGGGUGAUAGUGAUAGUAAGAGUUGUAAUCCCUGCAGCACAACCUUAGAGGGUGCGAGUGUGAAAGGGAGAAAGCUAAAAACCAAUGCUAAUGAAGAUAACCCACGAAAAAAGAUAAGGGGAGAUAGUAUGUGUGGUAAUUCAUAUAGCGACCCUUUAGAGGGUACUAGUGUAAAGGGAAGAAAACAGAAAGCUAAAGUUAAUGUUGAAUUAGGAAAAAUUUGUGCUGAUGGUAAGAGCGUUAUUGAGAGCUAUCCCUGUAGCAUAAAGUUAGAGGGUGUUAGUGUAGGGGGAAGAAAGCGAAAAGCUCAGUCUGAUGUAGGUAGCCCUGCAAAAAAGUUGAGAACAAUUAGUGGUAGUAAGCGUGGUUAUCCGUGUAGUGUAGCCGUAGAGGACCCUAGUAUGAAAGGGAGAAAACGAAAAAGUGAGGCUGAUGAAGAUAGCCAGCGAAAAAGGAUUAGGGGUGAUAGUAAGAGUGGUGAUCAUUGCAGCGUCACAGGGGGUGCUAGUUUGAAGGAAAGAAAUCAGAAAGCUAAAGUCGAUGUAGAUAGCCCACAAGAAAAGAUUAGGUGUGACAGUAGGCGUUUUAAUUCAUGUAGUGACCCUUUAGAGGGUACUAGCAUGAAGGUAAUAAAUCGGAUAGCUAAAGUUGAUGUUGAUGGCCCAAGAAAAAAAAUUAAUAAUGAUACUGAGAGUUAUUCCUGUAGUGGAAAGUUAGAGGGUGUUAGUGUAGGGGGUAGAAAGCGAAAAGCUGAGUCUGAUGUAGACAACCCUCCAAAAAAGGUGAGAUCUGACAGUGUAUCUAGCAGUGGAGAGUUUGUCAGUGUGACUAGCAUCAAGAUCAGUGACGCAGACGCACCCCAAAGGACAGUUGAGGGCCUCAACACUAUGGUGUUUAGUAGCACUCCUUUUUUCUCUGUCGGAGACAUACCCCCAGAGUUGUGGCGCUCUGAUCACGGCAGCAACUCUUCAUCUUCUGAUGAGGAGGGAAUAUACGAUGGAUCCUUCUCUGUGAAAACCAGCCAUGUUGAAUUUCAAGAUAAAUAUGAAAAGCUGGGCAAGCUUGGACAAGGUGGUUUUGGAUCCGUUUAUGAAGGCUACAGAAAGACAGAUGAGCUACCAGUAAGUCUCCUUACUCUGACAUUCUCUCUCUCCUCCACACACAUACAAGUUUCACAGCUUUUAUAUGUAACAUGCUUGUGUUUCUGUCUUGCAGGUUGCGAUUAAAUUU